This is a messenger RNA of Didymosphaeria variabile, 1158 nucleotides long. RefSeq lists its product as uncharacterized. The transcript has 3 exons. The record is from RefSeq and is a predicted model, not a curated record. NCBI's taxonomy places the organism in Eukaryota, Fungi, Ascomycota, Dothideomycetes, Pleosporales, Didymosphaeriaceae. Bases 1 to 1158 code for a protein of 385 amino acids.
AUGGAUUACCAAACGUUCAAUAGUCCCCAGCACCUGCCGCCUUCGUUCGGCGGGCCCUUCUCCACCUCCUCAGCACCCUCGCAUUCCCCGCAACAGGCACACCUCUCGCAGUACCAAGAUCCACAGGCCCGGCUACAGCAACCAGCCAACGCGCCGUUUCCCUACCAGCAGUUCGCCAAUGGCCAGCAAGGCGGCUUUGCGGCGAGCAUGCCAGGCGCUGCCUCCCAAGCGACGAGUGGCGCCGUGAUGCAGCCCGGAGGCCUGUCGCAGGCACAGCUUCACCAGGCGAGAGCCGCCGCGCUCCAGCAGCAGCAGCAGCAGCAGCAGCAGCAACACGCACAGCAGGGCCAGGCGAGCCCGUACUCGAGCGCGCCCUUUGCGCAAACCCUCGCGUCCCCUGCCCACCAACAGUUCGUCCAGAACCGCCAGACGGCCUCGCCCGCCACCAGCCAGCACACCAACAACGCGUCUCCGUAUGCGACGCCCCAGCAGACGCAGUCACCCAGCGUGCCCGCGACCCAAGGAAUGAACCCGCCCACAAGCCAGCCUGCGACGUCGCAACCAAUGGUCUCCCAGACGCCUGUCAAGGCGCUCCCUCAGUCGCCAGUGUCGCCCCUCGCGCAGGCGCGCGAGAAACAGCGCAUCGACACGCUUCUCGAGAUCAACCAGGUGCUUAUCCAGCAGGUCAUGGAGCUGUACGAGCAGGGCAAGGCCGGCCACAUUGGGCCUGCGCCCGACACCAAGCAGGAGGGCGAAAAGCCGCAGCAGCCGUCGCCCGAGUACAGGGAUUAUAUGCGCCGACUGCAAGCCAACCUCGCCUUCCUGGCGCAAAAUGCCGAGAAGCACACCAAGCCGAACCACAACAUCAUGCCCGGGCCUGCCAUCAUGGUCGCGCCGUCCUCACCCGACGAGCUUGUGAAACUCUACUCCAGACUCCAGAGCCUCUUCCCCGGCUGGAAAGGCGCACCCAACAAGCCCCCGCCCGGUCCCCAGCGGCUGAACUCGACGUCCUCACAGGCCAGCGUCCAAAACAGCAUGCAACCGCCGCACAGCGCAGGUCUCCAGAACAACAUGCAACACCCCAACAGCGCCGGCAUGCCGCCCAACAUGCAACUGCCCAGCAAUGCGAUGCCCAGCAAUUUCCAGCAGCAUCAAUAA